This is a messenger RNA of Lactuca sativa (garden lettuce), 876 nucleotides long. The record is from RefSeq and is a predicted model, not a curated record. Lineage: Eukaryota; Viridiplantae; Streptophyta; Magnoliopsida; Asterales; Asteraceae.
AUGGAGUUAACAGAGGAUACCAAUGGCAAUACAAGUUUAUCUGAAAAGGGUAGUGAGGUAAAUAGCACUGAAUAUGCCAAAAAGACUACUAAGAGUGAAACCCAUGAGGAUGAUGUUUCUUUCAGUGAUCUAGAAGAUGAAGAUAAUGAUCUUUCUAGUAGAUCAUCUGGUAUUAGACAAAGAGAAAGUAGCACGGUUUCUUUAGCUAGUGAAGCAAGUGAUUGGGUUCAUCUUAACGAAAGAAAAGCAAACCAAUCAAGGCAUUAUUCAAAAAGUGAAGAAUCAAGUGAUUGGCAAGCUGUAGGGGAUGUUUCUGAUCUCAGGAAGAACCUAAACAUAAUAAAUUCUACAGUAGAACAGACCAGGGGUUCUGCUAAAUUGAAGAGAGUCAUGCAAACAAUUCUUUCAUUAGGAAAUGCAUUGAAUCAAGGGACCGCAAGAGGGUCUGCGAUUAGGUUCAGGUUGGAUAGCCUGUUGAAACUUACAAACACACAUGCAAGGAACAAUAGAAUGACAUUUAUGCAUUAUCUUUGUAAGGUGCUUGCUGACAAACUACCUGAAGUUCUUGAUUUUUCUAAGGAUCUUCAAAGUUUGGAACCUGCAGCAAAGAUGCAGUUGAAAUACUUGGCAGAGGAAAUGCAAGCUAUUACCAAAGGAUUAGAGAAAGAAAAACAUGGGAUCAACAGUUUGGAGCUUCCUCUAAUUCAGCAUACACAGUUGCCUGAUCUAGAUAAACUUGUUUCCCUAUUGAAUGGUAACCCUUGUUCAGGUGAGAGAGGAUUAAAAGGAAGGAAUCUUAUAGAAUAUAAUGUUAAAAACGUUGAUGAAAUCCUCAAGCUUCUACUACAGGGUGCUGCAAAUAGGAAAGAGGCAUGA